Sapajus apella (tufted capuchin) is the source of this 5938-nucleotide messenger RNA. RefSeq names its product paired box 7 (gene PAX7). The record is from RefSeq and is a predicted model, not a curated record. The transcript is spliced from 10 exons. Gene Ontology annotation, biological process: anatomical structure development; regulation of transcription by RNA polymerase II. Lineage: Eukaryota; Metazoa; Chordata; Mammalia; Primates; Cebidae. Gene Ontology annotation, molecular function: RNA polymerase II cis-regulatory region sequence-specific DNA binding; DNA-binding transcription factor activity, RNA polymerase II-specific. Bases 427 to 1995 code for a protein of 522 amino acids.
CGCGGCGCUCGCCACUCCGAGGCUGGCCGCCCCGAUUCCGGCCGCGUCCCCCCGUCCCCCCUCCGCUGCCGGGCUUCGCCUCCUGGUUUUGCCGGGCCCUUCAGCCCGCACAACUUCUGGCAGAGCCCAGCCGGCAGAGGCAGACUUGGGGCUGGAGUGUUUGUUUGUUUGAACUUCCUUGUCGUCGCCACCUUCCCUCCCCCCAACCUCCGCCCCCUACCUCACCCCCCUCCCCAGCUUCUGGACGCGUUUGACUGCAGCCAGGGGUGGGGGGUGGGGGUAGGGAGUGUAUGCAGAGGGGAGGGAGAAGAGGUUAAAAAAAAAGAAGACGAAGAAGACGGAAAGAAAGAGAUCGCAGCAGGGGUGAAGGGAGCGGACGGGAAGCGAUUUUUGCGGACUUUGGAUUCGUCCCCGGCGUGCGCAAGAAUGGCGGCCCUUCCCGGCACCGUACCGAGAAUGAUGCGGCCAGCUCCGGGGCAGAACUACCCCCGCACGGGAUUCCCUUUGGAAGUGUCCACCCCACUUGGCCAAGGUCGGGUCAAUCAGCUGGGAGGGGUCUUCAUCAACGGGCGACCGCUGCCUAACCACAUCCGCCACAAGAUAGUGGAGAUGGCCCACCAUGGCAUCCGGCCCUGUGUCAUCUCCCGCCAGCUGCGCGUCUCCCACGGCUGCGUCUCCAAGAUUCUCUGCCGCUACCAGGAGACCGGGUCCAUCCGGCCUGGGGCCAUCGGCGGCAGCAAGCCCAGACAGGUGGCGACUCCGGAUGUGGAGAAAAAGAUCGAGGAGUACAAGCGGGAAAACCCAGGCAUGUUCAGCUGGGAGAUCCGGGACCGGCUGCUGAAGGACGGGCACUGUGACCGAAGCACUGUGCCCUCAGUGAGUUCGAUUAGCCGCGUGCUCAGAAUCAAGUUCGGGAAGAAAGAGGAGGAGGAUGAGGCAGACAAGAAGGAGGACGACGGCGAGAAGAAGGCCAAACACAGCAUCGACGGCAUCUUGGGCGAUAAAGGGAACCGGCUGGAUGAAGGCUCGGACGUGGAGUCGGAACCUGACCUCCCGUUGAAGCGCAAGCAGCGCCGCAGUCGGACCACAUUCACGGCCGAGCAGCUGGAGGAGCUGGAGAAGGCCUUUGAGAGGACCCACUACCCAGACAUCUACACCCGUGAGGAGCUGCUGGAGAAGGCCUUUGAGAGGACCCACUACCCAGACAUCUACACCCGUGAGGAGCUGGCGCAGAGGACCAAGCUGACCGAGGCGCGUGUGCAGGUCUGGUUCAGCAACCGGCGCGCCCGUUGGCGUAAGCAGGCAGGAGCCAACCAGCUGGCAGCAUUCAACCACCUGCUGCCAGGAGGCUUCCCGCCCACCGGCAUGCCCACGCUGCCCCCCUACCAGCUGCCGGACUCCACCUACCCCACCACCACCAUCUCCCAAGAUGGGGGCAGCACUGUGCACCGGCCCCAGCCCCUGCCACCGUCCACCAUGCACCAGGGCGGGCUGGCUGCAGCGGCUGCAGCUGCCGACACCAGCUCUGCUUACGGGGCUCGCCACAGCUUCUCCAGCUACUCCGACAGCUUCAUGAACCCGGCGGCGCCCUCCAACCACAUGAACCCGGUCAGCAACGGCCUGAGUCCGCAGGUGAUGAGCAUCUUGAGCAACCCCAGCGCGGUGCCCCCGCAGCCACAAGCCGACUUCUCCAUCUCCCCGCUGCACGGAGGCCUGGACCCGGCCACCUCCAUCUCAGCCAGCUGCAGCCAGCGGGCCGACUCCAUCAAACCCGGAGACAGCCUGCCCACCUCCCAGGCCUACUGUCCACCCACCUACAGCACCACCGGCUACAGCGUGGACCCCGUGGCUGGCUAUCAGUACGGCCAGUAUGGCCAGACUGCUGUUGAUUACCUGGCCAAAAACGUGAGCCUCUCCACCCAGCGUCGCAUGAAGCUUGGGGAGCACUCUGCUGUGCUGGGACUCCUGCCUGUGGAAACUGGACAGGCCUACUAGGGCCCCCGGGGCAACUCGCCCCCGCCCAAUUCCCAGCCCAAGCCUAACCGACCCCUGAGCCUCCCAGCCUUGCUCCCUCAUCCCCCUGGGGUCCCAGGAGGCCAGGAAAGGAGCCCACCCGCUUCUCAUCACCGGCCCCCUGGAGGUAGACGGCCAGCUUGUCACUCACCUGUUGGUUAGGGAUCCAGAGUGAUGCCCUUGGAGUCUGCUCCCCACUCUCCCCCAGGAGGGUUUCUGGUUGUCCUGCAGCCCUCCCUGUCAAAUCCCAUGGUGGCCUCUGUGCCAACUCAGGCAUGGAGAUCGAGGCCCGCCCUAAACACCUGGGGCACCCAGAGGAGGACAGUGCCUGAGAGGAGGUCCUGCAGCCCUUUGGACCCAGCUCCAGUGGGUGACCUAGCUAGAGAGGGAGGUGAAGCUUUCAGGGCUGCUCUCAGCUGGUUGUACUGGGAGCCACCCUUCCAAGGUGGGUCUCUGGCUCAGUGUCAGAACCACAGCCCUUUCCUCCUCUAGACAUUGGGACUCCAGCAGUGAGGGGACCCUGGCUCUGGGGUCUUCCCAGAGGAGUCAGCAGGGAGACAGUCUCACCCCCACCCAGAAAUUUGAAGGACUUCAGAACGCUCCCCCCACACCUCUACUGGGUGCACAGGGAAAUCUAACACAAGCAGGGAGACUGGGGAGGCCAAGAAGAGUCUUAACCAGAAGGCAGGGCCAUAUGGGGGUGGGGCUUGUCAGCCAUGGGCCCACCCAGGUUACAUGGACCCGACUCAGGCAUCUAGAAGCAGAGGGCUCCUAGCCUGAAGCCCAAGUUCCCACCAUGUCCUCCCCAUCUAGGGCCUGGGGAGCCCACAGAACUUUUCAAUUUCCUCAUUAGCUGGAUCAGAUGAGAUGGAGAGGGGAUCAAGUCUUGAGGAAACAUGAGUGGAGGGGCAUGAAGUGGGCUCAGAAGGGGCUCUCAUAACCAGGUCCCUUUGCUUGUGGGAGGGCAAGCCUUUUUUUGCCCAAGGCUUCAGCUCUCUGCUUGCAAGUUCAUACCCCAGGGAGUUGAAAUUUUGCCCAAAGUCUCCCACAGAGAUCCAGGCCCAUGCUCACCAUGUCCCAUCCUCUAGGAAGAGGUCUCCAUCUUCCCCAAACCCCUCUCAGCUUCUGGGGAUGCAGAGAGCAACCCUCAGAGCUUUGGAGGAGGGUUCUAGACUGGGCAGGAAUUGUUUGCCCCAAGACAAGGCUACAAAUUCCCCCCGGCAUGUCGGUAGGGACAUAUCCCACUGUCCCACCCAGAGUGGCAUCUUUCCAUGUUGCCUCCCUCUUGGCCAAGGAGCCUAUGUCUCCUGAUCCAGCACAGCUUAGCUGGGGCAGCUGGGGCCAGUUUUCAAGCUACCAUCCCUAAGCAGGGGAAGAUGUCAACAGUUUCAGAGCAGAGGGAAGAGGCAGCUUCCUUGACCACACCAGCGGCCUCCUGAAGUACCAUUCUCUUAAAAGCUGGAACCUUGAGGGGGUGAUUCAAACCCCCGACUCCCCCUCCCUGGGAACUUUUUACCGCCAUUACCUAUUUAUCAAAAUCAUAUUUGUCUUUACCAUCACUGUCACUGUAAUCCACAUUCCAUCACCAUUAUCAGGCGCUGCUGGGUACAAAGUACUUGGGAUGGGAGACACAGCACUGAAUUCACACACAUUGGACCAAAUUGCUUGUCCCCACCUGGAUUCCUGAGGCCACCUCUUUGCUCAGUCCAUGCCUCUUGCCCUCAGCCAACAAGACAUUCCUAAAGGGAAGGGCUGCUGCUCUGGGAGUCAAUCUGAGUUCCUCCUUCCUGGGGAGCUGGUUUGGCAAGAUCCUAGGACACUCGCCUGCAUGGACGUCACCUCUGUGACAAAUGCUCAUCCACUUCUCAUCUUCAGAGUCAGUGAUAUCAAGCCUUUCCUGGACCAUGACCAGGUUGGUUCAUAUCUCUGGUUUAGAGGAACCUAUGAAUAGCUGGGGACAAACAGACCCUUUGGUAGCAGCGGACACGUGUGACCCAUCAAGGUCAACCAAGGUUGCAACUGGAGCAUCCACUGCGGGAGACCUUUGGUUCUUCAAGCUCAGGCAAAAAAGAAGACUCUGUUGUCCCUUGGUAGCCCAGUCCCUGCUUUUAUAACUAUCACAGCAGAAAGCAGCUCUUCCUGAAGACCAAAUACUCUUCAUCCACAUUCCCUGAACGGUCAGUCCUUCCCCUGGAGGCCUGGCUCAGAAAGUGUCUGAGUCUCCUGACACCCUCUGUGACUCAGGAGCAGAGAUCUCAGGCAGGUGACAUCAAAACCACCCAGCCCCACCCCCAGGAGGUGAUGUUUCCGUGCUAGGACCAAUCCCAGAUAUCUGGCCCCAAUGGUGAAAUGGAACUAAGACCUGCUUGGAAAUAAACCAAAUGAUUUCUCAUGAUGUUGAAGAUAAGUUCUCCCAAGCCACUGUCUUGGUAGAAAAUGGGACUUAUUCCUUGAGGGGCCCCACCCCCUUCAGAAAGAGGCCCUUGACCCCCUGAUAGGUUCUCUCUAAAACCCGUAUACUAAUGUGUCUGGCCAACUUGGGCUAUAAAAUUCAGCCUUGGGUUGGCAGCUCGAAACAGCACCAGAGAGGAGAUAUUGGACGGAAGACACAAGGCCUCCAUGUCUCUGGGGCUGACCACAGCCUGAGAAAGAAGGUCUGGGUUUCAGCGGCCAGGCUGUCCCAGAAACAACCCCAUCCAUCCCUGUAAAUAGAGUCUGUAGCAAAAUAAGAGCUGCUUCCUCCAACUUAAUCACAAGUCGCUGUUGGUCCUCUCUGAGGAGGGCUCUCUUUUGAGUUCAUUGUACAUUAGUUGGAAAUGUGGUGAUGUGCUGUUCGUUUAUAGAAAGUUGACUUUUUAUAAAUAUAUAUAUAUAUACUAAAAAAGGAAAGAAAUCCCCCACAGUGUGUGUCGUGCUAGUGCCAGGAACCAUCUGUAGGGAUAUAUCUUCAUAUCGUGUGUUUCAAAUUAUGCAUUCCAGGCUCUGUUGGGUUCUUUCAUUCUUGUUCUUUUAUUUUUUCAUUUGGUAUUUCUCUCUUGCUAUAUAAAGAAAAAAAGAAGUGAUGUGUAAGCACCAAGCUAUGCUUUUAUACUUCCAUUUUAUACUUGAUUUACCUUUGUUGUUCUUUUGCCAGAGGAACAUGAAAGGGCAGAGCAAACAGAGAACUAGGGGGAUAAGAGAGAAGGAAAGAAGGAUGGAGAGAGAGGUUUGCCCAGAGGGAAAAUGAAAAGAGUCAGACUGGAAAUCUGACUCUGGCUUAAGAACAGGACAGGUCCCAGACUUUGACCACACUGUCAGCAUCCAGUGUUUUAAGGUGGAGUUGGUGAAGCAUCCAAGAGUUUGGAUCCUGGGACUCGGUGAAACUCCAUUACCCAACGAAGAAGAUGUUCUCUAGGGCCUCUCUCAGGCUGAUGUGCUUCUCAUCAAGCUCCCGAAUGUGUCUCGCACUAUUGGACACUUUUUGGGGGUACACAGGUCUUCUCUCUUCCCCUCCUGCAGAGGCACCAAACCAAGACCAAAUGGGGGUUCUCUAGCUGCCAACUUGAAACGCUCCGAGACUUCUGUGUAUUUGAUGCUUCUUCAAGUCAACGCUGACAUGGCCAAUUCCCUGACCUGGGAAAUAUCUACAUAGUACUCUAGAUCAUUCCUCCUUCCUAGUAACUGCAACUUUGUUGCUUCCGUGUUUGACUCACAGCCAUUUCCCCCAUGCGGAAGUGAGUGGGUGUGUGAGAGCGUGAGUGGGGUGUGUGUGUGGGCGUGUGGGUGUGAGGUAUGUGUUUAAAUAUAAUCGCAACAUAAUUUAUUCAGCUAUAUGGAGUAGUAGACUAGAAAGAUAAACUGGUAUUUGCUUUAACUACCUGCUGCUUGUAAGCGCUUCCUCUGUAACUCAGGCGUAACUGUUAUACAUUAAAAUAAAUUAAAAGCA